This is a messenger RNA of Asparagus officinalis (garden asparagus), 1604 nucleotides long. RefSeq names its product 26S proteasome non-ATPase regulatory subunit 11 homolog. Gene Ontology annotation, cellular component: proteasome regulatory particle, lid subcomplex. Gene Ontology annotation, molecular function: protein binding; structural molecule activity. NCBI's taxonomy places the organism in Eukaryota, Viridiplantae, Streptophyta, Magnoliopsida, Asparagales, Asparagaceae. Bases 182 to 1462 code for a protein of 426 amino acids. The transcript has 3 exons. The record is from RefSeq and is a predicted model, not a curated record. Gene Ontology annotation, biological process: ubiquitin-dependent protein catabolic process.
GAAGCGAACCAGCCUGGGUUUAUUUGGAUUAGGGUUGAGACUUUUCUUGCUGCUUCAAAUAUCUGAUCUCGCGAAAAACCCCGAUCAAAGGAAUCGUAAAAUCUAGAUCAAGAUCUCAAGUAUUUGCAAAGAGAGAGAUCAAAGAUUGGAUUUUUACCUGUUGCUUUUUCUGUGAGGUACAAUGUCUUCACCGAUGCAAGGAUCACCCCUUCCUGCCACCACCGAUUCACUGGCCCAGGCCUUAGAGGCGAGAUCUCCAUCUGAAUCUAUAUCUGUUCUCUAUCGCAUACUUGAGAACCCUUCAUCUUCACCGGAUGCAUUACGCAUAAAAGAACAGGCAAUCUCCAAUCUAUCAGAACUGCUCACCCAAGAAAAGAAAGCUGAAGAACUUAGAAGUCUCCUCACCCAACUUCGACCCUUUUUCUCUCUGAUCCCUAAGGCCAAAACUGCAAAAAUAGUAAGAGGGAUAAUAGAUUCAGUUGCCAAGAUACCGGGAACUUCUGACCUUCAAAUCUCUCUAUGCAAAGAAAUGGUAGAAUGGACCCGUUCUGAGAAGCGUACAUUUCUCAGGCAACGAGUUGAGGCUCGGCUUGCAGCUCUUCUGAUGGAGAACAGAGAGUAUCCUGAAGCCCUUACUCUUCUUUCUAGCCUUAUCAAAGAGGUUAGGAGAUUAGACGACAAGCUGCUUCUUGUGGAUAUUGAUCUUUUGGAGAGCAAGCUCCACUUUUCUCUGAGAAAUCUACCCAAGGCCAAGGCUGCAUUAACUGCUGCAAGAACUGCUGCUAAUGCUAUCUAUGUACCCCCUGCUCAGCAAGGGACAAUAGAUUUGCAGAGUGGGAUCCUUCACGCUGAAGAGAAAGAUUACAAGACUGCUUACAGCUAUUUCUUUGAAGCCUUUGAGGCUUUCAAUGCACUUGAAGAUCCUCGAGCAGUCUUUAGCCUCAAGUACAUGCUCUUGUGCAAGAUUAUGGUUAACCAAGCUGAUGAUGUUGCCGGAAUAAUCUCAUCCAAGGCUGGUUUGAACUAUGUUGGUCCUGAUGUGGAUGCUAUGAAGGCUGUUGCUGAUGCGUACUCGAAAAGAUCGCUGAAAUUCUUUGAAACUGCACUUAGAGAUUACAAGGCUCAGUUGGAAGAAGACCCAAUUGUUCAUAGGCAUCUCUCUUCACUUUAUGAUACUCUGUUGGAGCAGAAUUUGUGCAGGUUGAUUGAGCCCUAUUCAAGAGUGGAGAUUGCUUAUAUUGCGGAGAUGAUCGAGUUGCCAUUGGAGCAUGUGGAGAAAAAGCUUUCUCAGAUGAUACUUGACAAGAAGUUUGCUGGAACUUUGGAUCAGGGUGCUGGUUGUCUUAUUAUCUUUGAGGAUCCUAAACCUGAUGCUAUCUUUCCUGCGACUCUCGAGACUAUCUCUAAUGUCAGUAAAGUUGUGGACAGCCUCUAUGCUCGGUCUGCUGGGAUUAUGGCCUAAAGUUUCGUUGGUGAUUACAUGCUGUGUUCUUACAUAUUUUGAGUUCGUGAACUAUUGUAACAUUGAUGGCAAAAAUUUAACCAAUUUCGUAAGUGGUAAAGAUGGUAAUUAAAUAAGUAUUCCAUAUUAAUAUUAACAAAUU